Messenger RNA from Striga hermonthica, 276 nucleotides. The record is from the annotation of a GenBank genome assembly. Lineage: Eukaryota; Viridiplantae; Streptophyta; Magnoliopsida; Lamiales; Orobanchaceae.
AUGAUUAAGGUUAAAGCCCUUACAGGGAAAGAGAUCGAGAUCGAUAUCGAGCCAACGCAUACUAUUGACCGGAUUAAGGAGAGGGUUGAGGAGAAAGAGGGGAUUCCUCCUGUGCAACAAAGUUCCCUAAAAUCUGUAAUGAUGGUGUAUCGUUUGUGUGACAUGCUUAUUUAUGCUGGCAAGCAGAUGAGGGAUGACAAAAUUGCCAAAGACUACAAUAUUGAAGGUGGCUCUGUUCUUCACUUGGUCCUUGCUUUGCGAGGUGGUUCUCUUUAG